Molecule: messenger RNA, 768 nt
Organism: Dicrocoelium dendriticum
Lineage: Eukaryota; Metazoa; Platyhelminthes; Trematoda; Plagiorchiida; Dicrocoeliidae
Source: the annotation of a GenBank genome assembly
AUGGAACAGUACGAACCAUUGAUCACACCAACCAGCAACGGGAUGAUACAUCACAUGGAGGUGUUCGCAUGCAUCGGAUCGAAACCAGUCAGACUUCUGAACGGUCCAUGCAACUCGGAGUCCAAACCGAUGGGCUUACGUCAUUGCCGUAAAGUGAUGGCGGCUUGGGCAGCGGGUGCCACUGCUUUGCCAUCUUCAGGGAUUUACGUCUUCGCCUCACAGUUACAUACACACAGUAGAGGACGAGCAGUAGUCACGUACCAUCUCCGUGGUAUCGAACGCUUGCGAGAUCUAAAUAAGGAAGAUAACUAUUCUGCACACUAUCAACCCAUCCGCCAAUUGCGAACUUUAGUGCACGUAAAGCAAGGAGAUACGUUAAUCACCAAAUGUACUUACAGCACAAUCAACGUUACCCACGUGGUCUUUGGCGGUAUUGGACAAUACGACGAAAUGUGCGUAAACUACAUUUUCUAUUACCCAUGGUCGAAGUUGGAGCUAUGCAAAUCUGAGGUGGCACAACCAGAAUUUGACAGGUUUUUGAGCGGUCUGAUUGAGCAAAACAAGCUGAAAGGAGACGGAUUUGAAACGGAUAAACAAGCGCUCGAAUCUAUUGACUGGCAGGAUAGCCAGAAUGUGGCAUCGCUGGUCUCCUUCUACCGCCACGCCACUAUGGAGAUGCAUUGCAACAGCUCAAUUGGAAUUCGUAUACCGGGGCCCGCAAUCCACUGGUCACCGAUUCCCUUACUCAAAUGGACCCAGCCGUUUUAG